Molecule: messenger RNA, 5683 nt
Organism: Dunckerocampus dactyliophorus (ringed pipefish)
Lineage: Eukaryota; Metazoa; Chordata; Actinopteri; Syngnathiformes; Syngnathidae
Product: KIAA0319-like ortholog
Exons: 26
Coding region: 882-3791 (969 amino acids)
Cellular component (GO): plasma membrane; cytoplasmic vesicle
Source: RefSeq, a predicted model, not a curated record
CGCCAUUUUGGUCCGUGUUGUAAUGUCGCUGCAGCGAAUUCGCCCGUAAUAAUUAAGAGUUUCCAUUCUACAUAGUUUGUCGGCUUUGUCGAAUUAUAUACUACAAUUAUGUGGCACAAAAGAAAUGCAAGAGUCAGCUGUAGGCGAGAGCAAUAGUGACCCAAUUUACUGCACCGUGGGGAUACAAGGAGGAUUUAACACGUCACAACGCCACAGCGGCCGAGCGAAGUGCAAGAACAGUGAAGUCUGGCACCUUGUUUUCUUCUGGAAUGGUGCAUGUAAAAAAAACCCACGCGUGGGUCCCGAGGUGUGUAAAUAAGUGAUAAGAGACGUCAGCAGCUGUUAGCCUCAAGGUGUCGUAAAGCGCGGAUCCUGGAUUACACAGACUGUGUGUGGGUUUUGGCCUGCAAGAGAGGCCUGCGCCUGCCUCAAAGCAAACACGGGGCUGACAAGACGAGGAGAGGCACAGAGACGGGCAUCAUGUGCCCCUUGAUCACAUAGAUAGAUCAUUACUCUGCUGGAAAAGUAUAGCUGGUCAUCAGCUCAGGCGACCAAGCUGAGCUCCUCUUCUGCUGCUGCUGUUGCACGUUGACAGGCUUUUUGUCAAGCGUAUUUUGGUCUGGAUUGUUUUGUUACUUUGAUUAUUUUUGUCUCGGAGGCUGCUGGAGCAGCAUGGAGGCAGAUCAUGUAAUCAGCCCUUAAGCAUCUGAUGUCGUGAAGGCCCCAUCGACGGCCAUGUUGGAGCUCCUCCACACAGCGUUGGUGUUGAUUGACCUUUAUCCAUCCCCACAAAGCACCUUGCUGCCGACCUAGCCACACACUGCCCCGACUUCCCUCAGCUCCACCUUCACACAGCCUGGCCUGGAAAAAGGUUUUGUGAAAUGUCUUCUGCAUACCAGCAUCUGCUCUCGUGGAGUUUACCUCAUCUCCUCUUGCUGCCGCUCACCCACCUCUGGCUCUUGACCACUCCCACAGGUGUAUCGGCAGAUCUCUGCCGGGUUACGGGCGGGGUGCUGGGGAUCCAGUGGAGCAGUGUCCUCGGCCUGGGUUGGUACCCUCUUGCGGAGGGGAAAGGUGGGGCGACAUGUUGGGAGGCCUGCUGCUUGAAUCCCAGCUGCGGCGCUGUGUGGAUCCUCAAUGGGCGAUGCGUGCUUCUUCGUUGCUCGUUGAGGGGAGGCUGCCCCAUCUUUCAUCUGCCCCAGCCUCAUCAAGAGUCGCUCAGCCUCUUUCAAGUGCUCUCCAAGGGUCCUUCCACAAAAAAAAGGAGGAGGGUUCGUCAUGCACAACAAGAACCACGAACAGAACAGAGUAGCACGGGAAGCCCUGCAAAACUGGAUACGGCACAUCCGACGCUGUUAGAGCCCAGCACCAGUGUGGUUCCACAAGCAGAACAGAGGGACCUCAGUCACUUAAGCAACAGGACGAGUGAACAUGCCUCAGCUCCCUUACAGCAGAACUCAACCAUUGAAGACACCACUGCGUCUUCCAACGCCAGUGGCAUCAGCACACCCACAGCAACUGCCAUCAGCACAGCUCCAACACAGGCUGUGAGGGAGCUGGUGGUGUCAGCAGGGGAGAGUGUUGAGGUCACGCUACCACGCAGCGAAGUCGAGCUCAAUGCCUUCGUGGUGCCAACACCCCCGGCAGAUACGAACUAUGCAUUUGACUGGCGUCUGAUAACACAUCCCAAAGAUUACAGUGGGGAGAUGGAAGGCAAACACAGCAAGACCCUGAAACUCAGCAAGCUGACAGUCGGCCUGUAUGAGUUUGAGGUGACGGUGGACGGGGAGGGGGCCCAUGGAGAAGGUUACGUCAAUGUUACUGUCAAGCCAGAGCCGCGGGUAAACAAGCCGCCUGUUGCUGUAGUUUCCCCAAAGUUCCAAGAGAUCUCCUUGCCAACAAGCUCUACGGUGAUCGACGGCAGCCAGAGCACAGAUGAUGACAAAGUGGUGGCGUGGCACUGGGAAGAGGUGAAAGGUCCCCUCAGGGAGGAGAAGGUCUUUGCUAACACGGCCGUCCUCACUCUCACCAACUUGGUGCCGGGGAACUACACAUUCAAUUUGACUGUGACCGACUCAGAUGGUGCCCAAGACUCAACACAAGCCACCCUGUCUGUCAACAAAGCCAAGGAUUACAGACCCGUGGCCAACGCUGGCCCUAACCAGGUCAUCACUUUGCCACGUAACGCCAUCACUUUGUACGGGAACCAGAGCGCAGACGACCACGACUCCCUGGCCUACGAGUGGUCCCUCAGCCCUGAGAGCAAAGACAAGGUGGUGGAGAUGCAAGGUGUGCGUACGCCCAUCUUGCAGCUGUCGGCUAUGCAGGAGGGAGACUACACCUUCCAGCUGACUGUGACAGACUCAGCUGGACAGCAGGACACAGCGCAGGUUACAGUUAUUGUGCAGCCAGAAAACAAUAAGCCACCGGAGGCAGAUGCGGGGCCGGAAAAGGAACUGACGCUACCAGUCGAUCGAACUACGCUGGAUGGCAGUAAGAGCAGAGAUGACCAGAAGAUCGCCACCUUCCACUGGAAACAGACAAAGGGUCCCGGCGGUGUGAAGAUUGAGAACGCAGACAGCGCUGUUGCCACGGUGACCGGUCUAGAGGUUGGCACCUACGAGUUCACCCUGACUGUGACCGAUGAGAGGAAGCUGCAGAGUAGCGACACGGUCACGGUCAUCGUCAGAGAAGAGCUGGACCAGCCGCCUGUGGCUCACGUGGUUUCCAGUCCACCCGUCUCUCUGCCUAUGCGGACAGCCACCAUGGAUGGAUCUCACUCGACUGAUGACAAAGGCGGCGUCAGCUACCUGUGGACCAGAGACGACAGCAGCCCUGCAGCGGGGGAUGUGCUGAACAACUCUGAUCACCAAGCAGUCUUGUUUCUGGGAAACCUGGUGGAGGGCAACUACAGAUUCACCCUGACUGUAACUGACAGUAAAGGUCAAAGCAGCACCGACAGCGGCACAGUGGAGGUCAAACCAGACCCAUGGGAGCGUGACCAGGUGGAGCUGGUCUUAGAGGUGCCCAUAACGCAGGUUUCCCACCGUCAGCGUGACAUGCUGCUGCGCCAGGUUGGUGUGUUGCUUGGCGUGCUUGACAGCGACAUCAUUGUUAGAGAGAUCAGUGCGUUCAAUGAGCACAGUACCCAGUUGGUGUUCCUGGUGUCAGGCGGUCCAGGGCGCCCUCCUUUGUCUGGCCAAAGCGUUGCACUCAGCCUGCGCAACAAGCUACGUAAACAGAAGAAUGACUUUCUCAUUUACAAGACGCGGCGGGUGGACACAGUCAUCUGCCAACUGAACUGCUCCAGUCAUGGCGAGUGUGACUCCUUCACACGACGCUGUGUCUGUCAGCCUUUCUGGAUGGAGAACUUCAUCAGAGCCCAGCUUGGAGAUGCAGAGAGCAACUGUGAGUGGAGCGUACUGUAUGUAACCAUAGCAUCCUUUAUGAUUGUGGUUGCCAUGGCGACGGUUGUCUGGGGCGUGGUGUGUUGCUGUGACAGACGUAAGAGCAAAGCACGCAGAAGCAAAAGCCGAUACAAAAUGCUGGAAGCUGACGAGCAAGACAGUCUGGAGUUGCAACCACACAGAGCUGGCCGCAUCAAGCCAGUACCCGCCCCCACCUCUUCUGCCCUCAUGCACUCGGACUCUGACCUGGACAGCGACGACGGGCAGGUCGGGGUACCGUGGAUGGAGCAGGAGCGAGGGCAUCUUCUCCGACCGCAAAACGGCUCCUUAAGAAAUGGCCAGGGUCCAGCUAGGGGAAAGAAGCACAGAGAAGAGCUGCUAUAGCAAAAGAGAAGGUGAAGCUAACCCCUCUCUGCCCUCAAACACACACUCAUCCGUCCCCUGGACCCUGAGAGGAAAAACUAGAAAUAUGUCGCACUGUUACAGUAUAAGGAAAAUCCACACUGAGCCAACACAGAGGAAAAUACUGUUAUUUUGGGAGCGAACACUGUGUUUUGAAUGCCUGGGAAAUAUUAUGAUUCAACAAGCUAAAACCAGCAAGUCCACUUGAUACUUUCCCACCUUCCUCCUGUCUUCACACUGUUCCAAACACUGCCCAUGAGUCCCAUGCUCAACUCAGCUGAUGCUUUUUGUAAACAGCAGACAUUCAUGACUUACAGGAAGGAAAACGACAAAAAAAAAGUGCACGACAGCUUGCACUUCCAGUCUGGUACUGUUGUGGAAUCAUCACUUGCAUGUGUGUACUGUAGGGGUGUGUGUGUGUGCGUGUGCGUGUGCGUGUGCCAAAAGUUCUGCUUCUGAGAAUUGUAUGAAUGUGUAGAGGUUUGUUAUCCGCCUGUGUUGGGAAGGUUCAGUCAAACACGUGGAGUCAAAAUGCUGCUUUUAUGAAGCCACUGGAAUACUCACACACUGAAUGAACACCACUUUGUUUAUAAUACGCAAAUGUUUGAUGCACUUUCAUUUGAAUUUCCCUUGUAUCUGAUCGGUUCAGUCAAACAAUCGGACAUAAUGGUCCUUUCUAACGCUGCAUAUUAAUCCUUACUUGCCAUCUUGGAAUACAUUUAUUAGCCAUUCUGCAAAGAAUAAGCUGAAACCAAAUGAAUUCUUUCCAUAAGCAUAUUUUUUUCUUAAUAGAGUAGUCCUGGAUACACCGAUAUCCACAUACACUAUUCAAAAAAAGGAAGUGAUUUAUUUUUCCCUGGCAUUGCUAAUGUUGAAGUUUGUAUGUGUGAAAGGCGCUUGAACCAAAUGACUUUCCGCUUUGUGAUCACUUUGCAUGCAGAAUGUGCAACACAUGAGCCUGGAAGUUGAUUUCCACAUUUUCAGUCACUGUUAACGUGUUGAAUGUCAAAAAGGGUUACGUCACUGUCUGUGCGAAAUGUGAAGCAAUCAUUUUUCAUGCUUUGCAGCAAAAUCGCCUCCUCAUCCUCGUUAUUUUGUUCACCUGUGCUGCAUUGAAGCCACAGUCAAAUGAAGCGCACCCAAGUGCCGACUCUAAAACCCCCAGUAUUUUCUCUGUUGAACACAUAAAACUGCCCGUGUGUUGAAAUUUGGAAUUGGAUGUGACAUUGCUGGAGUUCACUGUGAAGGCAUGCGGAGAACAGAAGAAAUGAAGGGACAGUCUUUUAAAAAUGUUUUUAAACGAGUGAAGGAUUACUCUUGUGUUCUGUGUGACCUGAUACAACUGGAUAAUCUGGGAAUUAGAAUAAAGAGUUCCAUUUGUUGUUGGCGUUCUGAAGGAUUUUAUUUACGUCAGGAAAUACAGAACCUUCCAAAUGUGAGUACACACCUCACAUUUCUGCAAACAUGUCAACUUUUCAUGAGAACACUGAAGAAAUUACAUGAUAAAGUAGUCGGUGUUCAGCUUGUACAAGUGUCACAUGACACUGGGGAAGGACAAGAGCUCACUGGGCCCAAUUGGGACAUUUUCACUUAAGGGUGUACUCUCUUUUGUAGCCUGCAGUUUAAGACAAAAGGCUGUGUGUUGACUUAUUUUGAUGGAACACUGAAGUUCGUUAAACAAGCUGUACACCGACUACUAUAAAUUGUAUGAAAGUGUCAUUUCCUCAGUGUUGUCCCACGAAAAGAUAUAUUAAAAUAUCUGCACAUAUGCCACUUUGCGCUUUGAAUUUUGCGGCUUUCUCUCUUUCUGAAAAAUAAAUCAUGCUGAACACAACCUAUUAUAACAAAAGAAUAUGCAUAUUUAAGUUAGUUUU